Cryptomeria japonica (Japanese cedar) is the source of this 639-nucleotide messenger RNA. RefSeq names its product putative kinase-like protein TMKL1. Lineage: Eukaryota; Viridiplantae; Streptophyta; Pinopsida; Cupressales; Cupressaceae. The record is from RefSeq and is a predicted model, not a curated record. The transcript has 2 exons. The coding region runs from base 1 to 639 and encodes 212 amino acids. Gene Ontology annotation, biological process: protein phosphorylation. Gene Ontology annotation, molecular function: ATP binding; protein kinase activity.
AUGGGAUAUUCUUUAGAUCGAAACAGAACAGCACCUGGAUGGGCUAAGCUGCAUAGAAUUACCAGAGGUGGCCUGCAAACACCCAUAAUACAUGGCAAUCUCAAAUCCAAGAACAUACUAAUAGAUGAAAAUUAUGAAGCCCAUCUUUCUGACUUUGGGUUUCAUGAGUUUAUGAACCAGAGUUCAAAGAUUGCAAUGCUAGAAGCUUCUGCCUCGCAAGGUUACCUAGCACCUGAAGUCCUGAAGCUGAAGAAGCUAAACACAAAAUCAGAUACAUACAGUUUUGGUAUCAUUUUACUCGAUAUUCUCAUUCGGAGAAGACCGGAUGAAAGGGAUUCAGCCAAUCAGAUUGUCGAUCUACCAAUGGUUGUGAAGAAUUUUGUGCUGGAUGAGAGGAUUUCGGAGCUUUUUAGCCCAGCGAUUCUUGGGGGAGGAACAAGAAGCCCAACUGAGGAAGGGCUGCUUCAAAUUUUGCAACUUGCAAUGGGAUGUUGUGCACCUUCUCACUCAGUUAGACCUGAUAUGAGAGAGGUUGUAAGGCAACUAGAGAAGAUCUGUCCUGCACCUCUGUCCCCAACAUAUGGCUUUUCUCCACAAUAUACUUCUGAUGACAGAAGUAGCAGGGAGUCUGUCCUGUGA